CAAACGUUCGGGACAAUUAUUAUUAAAAAUUUUAAAUACAUCUUUUAAAUUUGCAAACAACAUUUUCCAAGAACAUAGAGAUAAAGCAACAAAAUUUUAGGUUUUUGGUGACAUUAUUUUUAAAAGCUCUAACGCACGAUGGUAAUAUCAGAUUCUUCGCCCGCAUUGAAGACGCUGUGCAAAACAGGUCCUCGCUUGAAGCUUUACCAUUUUUUCAAAAAUACCUACUGUUGUCAAGCGGAGCACAAACCCAUACGGUCGGUGCUGGUAGCCAACCGAGGCGAAAUAGCGAUACGCGUAUUUCGCGCCUGCUCUGAGCUUGGCAUCAAGUCUGUGGCCGUGUACUCGGAGCAGGACAAAAUGCACAUGCAUCGUCAGAAAGCCGACGAGUCCUAUUUGGUCGGCAAGGGCCUUGCGCCCGUGGAAGCUUACCUGAGUAUUCCUGAGAUCAUUCGCGUUUGCAAGGAGAACGACAUUGACGCAGUGCAUCCCGGCUACGGUUUCCUCUCCGAACGCAGUGAUUUUGCACAGGCCAUUAUCGAUGCUGGGAUUAUAUUUAUUGGUCCAACGCCUGAGGUGGUGCAGAACAUGGGAGACAAAAUGGCUGCUCGCAAAGCGGCGGGUGAAGCAGAUGUUCCUAUUGUGCCAGGUUCAAUUGGAGCAGUUACAUCCAAAGAAGACGCAUUGUCUUUCUGUAAAAAACAUGGACUUCCUGUCAUCUUCAAGGCAGCACACGGCGGCGGAGGCCGUGGCAUGCGUGUUGUGGAAAAAAUGGAGGAAGUCGAAGAAAGUUUUGAACGCGCAAGCCACGAGGCAUUGGCCUCUUUCGGCAACGGAGAAAUGUUCAUUGAGAAAUUUAUUGAGCGGCCACGCCACGUUGAAAUCCAAGUGUUAGGUGACAAGGCUGGAAAUGUUAUACAUCUAUAUGAUCGCGACUGCUCCGUUCAGCGUCGGCAUCAAAAAGUAGUUGAGAUCGCACCUGCCCCACACCUUCCUGUAGAAGUCCGGGAUCAGAUAAUUGAUGCGGCAUUACGGUUAGCCAGGCAUGUGGGAUACGAGAACGCUGGCACUGUGGAGUUCCUAUGCGACGAGUGUGGAGAGUUUUACUUCAUUGAAGUGAACGCCAGGUUGCAGGUGGAGCACACGGUGACUGAAGAGAUCACAGGAAUAGAUCUGGUUCAGGCUCAGAUACGUAUUGCCGAAGGUAUGACACUUAAGGAGCUGGGACUCACGCAGGAAAAUAUUGUUCCCCGUGGAGUUGCCAUUCAGUGUCGUGUGACUGCAGAGGAUCCUGCCCACGACUUUCAACCUAACACUGGACGUAUAGAAGUUUUCCGUUCGGGCGAAGGCAUGGGUAUUCGUAUAGAUAGCGCCUCGGCCUAUGCUGGAGCCAUCAUAUCGCCCUACUAUGACUCGCUCCUUGUCAAGGUGAUAUCCCAUGCCAGUGAUCUGAAAAGUGCAGCGUCGAAAAUGGACCGAUCACUGCGGGAGUUCCGUAUUCGUGGUGUCAAAACGAAUAUUCCCUUUCUCUUGAAUGUUCUUGAGAACGAGAAAUUCUUAAACGGUGUACUAGAUACAUAUUUCAUAGAUGAGCAUCCGGACCUAUUUCAAUUCGUUGCCUCGCCGAAUCGUGCCCAAAAACUUUUGAAUUACUUGGGUGAAGUGUUGGUAAACGGACCACAAACGCCAUUGGCCACAACGCUAAAGCCGUCCGCGAUUCAUCCUCAUGUACCCGAAACACCAGUGGCGACAGAUCCGCCAGAAGGUUUGCGUGACAUCAUUAUAUGUCUAGGACCCGAGGCAUUUGCCAAGGAGGUGCGUUGCCAAAAGAAUUUACUGCUCAUGGACACCACGUUUCGGGACGCACAUCAGUCACUGAUGGCCACGCGUGUCCGCACCCAUGACUUGCUGAAAAUAUCACCAUACGUGGCGCACAAGUUCAGUAAUCUGUAUUCACUGGAGAAUUGGGGCGGAGCCACAUUCGAUGUGGCACUCCGAUUCCUGCACGAGUGCCCAUGGGAGCGCUUAGAGGAGAUGCGCAAGCGCAUUCCGAACAUACCAUUCCAGAUGUUAUUGCGUGGCGCCAAUGCCGUUGGCUACACCAGUUAUCCCGACAACGUAGUCUACAAGUUCUGUGAACUAGCGGUGCAAACUGGCAUGGAUAUUUUCCGAGUGUUUGACUCCCUUAACUAUUUGCCGAAUUUGAUCCUCGGUAUGGAGGCGGCAGGUAAGGCCGGCGGAGUCGUAGAGGCGGCCAUCUCCUACUCAGGUGAUGUAAGUGAUCCCAAGAAGACUAAGUACGAUCUCAAGUACUAUACCAACUUGGCUGAUGAGCUGGUGAAGGCCGGAACUCAUGUGCUGUGCAUUAAAGACAUGGCGGGUCUACUGAAGCCGGAGGCAGCAAGGUUGCUGAUCACUGCCAUCCGAGACAAGCACCCAGACGUUCCAAUUCAUGUCCAUACCCAUGACACUUCGGGCGCUGGUGUUGCAUCUAUGCUUGCUUGCGCGCAAGCCGGAGCAGAUGUUGUUGACGUUGCUGUCGACUCCAUGUCUGGAAUGACCUCACAGCCAAGCAUGGGAGCCGUUGUCGCCUCGCUGCAAGGCACACCUUUGGAUACAAAAAUGGACUUGAAUGACGUCUCCGAGUAUUCGGCAUACUGGGAGCAAACCCGCACUCUGUACGGACCGUUCGAAUGUACCACUACGAUGCGUUCGGGCAAUGCUGAUGUCUAUUUGAACGAAAUACCCGGUGGCCAAUAUACCAAUCUGCAAUUCCAAUCGUUUUCCCUUGGCUUGGGUGAUUUGUUUGAGGAUGUGAAGAAAGCCUACCGAGAAGCCAAUAUUGUGCUGGGCGAUAUAAUAAAGGUUACUCCAUCAUCCAAGGUUGUCGGUGAUUUGGCACAGUUCAUGGUACAGAACAAACUAACUGGCGCACAAGUAGUCGAAAAAGCGGAGGAACUUUCGUUUCCCAAAUCGGUUAUUGAGUACCUACAGGGUUACAUCGGUAUUCCGCAUGGUGGUUUUCCAGAACCUUUCCGGAAGCGUGUUUUGAAGGAUAUGCCACGCGUUGAGGGGCGACCAGGUGCUGAGAUGGAAGCAUUUGAUUUUGACAAGCUACAUGACGAAAUGCGUAAAUCCCACGGAGACGUUAGCGACCGAGAUGUCAUGUCGGCCGCUCUAUAUCCGGAAGUGACCAAUGAAUUCCUGCAUUUCCGUGAAAAGUUUGGUCCUGUCGAUAAGCUCGACACUCGCAUGUUCCUCUCAGGGCCCAAAGUGGGCGAGGAAUUUGAAGUGACUCUGGAACGUGGCAGGACUCUGAGCGUGAUGGCAUUAGCUGUGGCUGAAGAUCUAAAGCCAAACGGAAAUCGCGAGGUGUUCUUUGAAUUAAACGGACAGAUGCGCUCUGUGCACAUUCCCGAUAAAGUGGCUAUGAAGGAAAUCCGUGUGCAUCCAAAAGCUAAUAAGGCGGUGAAAGGUGAAGUGGGCGCCCCAAUGCCCGGUAAUGUUAUUGAAAUUCGUGUGAAAGAAGGCGAUAGUGUUGCCAAGGGUGAGCCUCUUGUCGUGCUAUCAGCCAUGAAAAUGGAAAUGGUGAUUCAGUCGCCAGAUUCCGGUACAGUGAAGAAAGUGGAAGUCAAGAUAGGUAUGAAGUUAGAGGGUGAAGAUCUUGUAUUGGUGCUUGAGUAAUAAAUACAAAGUACGAUGAACAAUGCAUGGGCUCGCAGAAUUCCAGAAUUUCCAGAAAAUCUUGCCCUCUAUGUAAUCCUUAUCCGAAUUUUCUAUUCAGCUUGCUAGCUCCUACGGCUUGGGUUGUUUAGAUGAAGUAAUUAAAUAAAAUGAUUAAAA
Drosophila novamexicana is the source of this 3843-nucleotide messenger RNA. Its product is annotated as pyruvate carboxylase, mitochondrial-like. The record is from RefSeq and is a predicted model, not a curated record. Bases 139 to 3684 code for a protein of 1181 amino acids. Lineage: Eukaryota; Metazoa; Arthropoda; Insecta; Diptera; Drosophilidae. Gene Ontology annotation, molecular function: metal ion binding; pyruvate carboxylase activity; ATP binding. The transcript has 7 exons. Gene Ontology annotation, biological process: pyruvate metabolic process; gluconeogenesis. Gene Ontology annotation, cellular component: cytoplasm.